Molecule: messenger RNA, 441 nt
Organism: Adineta steineri
Lineage: Eukaryota; Metazoa; Rotifera; Eurotatoria; Adinetida; Adinetidae
Source: the annotation of a GenBank genome assembly
AUGAAGUUAAAUCCUACUCAUAAAAUUUUUAUAUCAGAAGGUUGUAAUGAUUGGAAGAAUGCUUUUUCAAGAUUUAAAUUAGACCAAACAAGUAAACUUCAUCUUAAUUCAACUUAUGUUAUGAAUCAAGAAUUAAGAGCAACUGUAGUACUACAACUAUUGUCAUCAACCAAAAAGCAUCAAGAGCAACGACGACAAGCAUUUUUUAUCAAAAUCUCAUCUAUUAUGUAUUUACUUCGCCAAGGACUUGCUCUACGUGGUCAGUCGGAUGAAAACUGUAAUUUGAUUCAACUAGUAAAACUUCGAAGUAUUGACCAAGAUUGUUUGAAAGAUUGGAUUGAUAACAAAAAAUAUUUAUCACAUGAUAUCGUCAAUGAAAUAUAUAAAGAAAUCUAUUUAACAAUUAUUCGAGAUAUUGUUAAAGAAGUAUGUGAAAUUUAG